AUGGGAAUCUCUGCAACUCUGCCAUUUCUCCAGAUUGCUGUCUUAUAUGUUUCUUUCCUCGCAACAAGUACUGUCCAUGUGUUGUUGCUGCUUGCGCGUCGGCCGCGGCCGUUUUGCGGAGUCUCGGGACUUGCAUUUGGCCUAGUUUCGGCAAAAGUCCCUCUCACGGAACAAAGAGCCAAGUGGAACCGAAACGGACGGAAGAUCGACGAGACUUUGACCUCACUUCAGCUUGGCAUUCCCUGCUUGCCUUGGGCUUUCGAUAAAACUCCGCCUUUCUUACGCAACUUCCUUCUGCUCAUCAUCGUCGGCCUCGUCGUUGUCGACCUCAUCCUCCGUCGUUGUGGCAAAGAGAGAAAUGUGGAGACCAACGACGUCGAGAUAAACGUCAGCACCAAUGAAUGGAAGGGUAGUGGGUGGUGCGACAGGCGGCUCUGUUUCAGCCGCUACUUGUAUUUGGUGGACGGAUGGAUCGUCGCUUCAAAGGGAUUGUCAGGCCCCAAACCCAAAGGGUCCGACUGUUUCAAUCCCAUGUUGCCAUGUUUGUUUGUCUUCCUCUCUCAACCGCCGGACCUCCUCUGUGUGAUCAUCACCACGCAUUCCACGGCAUUCAAUCCAGCACACGCCCCUCUCAGCAUUGUACCCGAGAAGGACGACAAUGACGAUCUAUCAAAGCUUGUAUUUGCCGGGUCUCUUGAACCUUGGGCAUCAACCAGAGCCGAUGAGGUGGCUAGUGGAUCACCGUCGUAUUUUCUACAACUGCGACGGCAGGGAACAAAGAUUGUUGAAGGCGCUCGGGAACCUGGGCCUUCCCCACAUUUCAAGACACUCAAAGACACAGCUGAGCUUUUGAGCUCUUUUUUUUCUGACGACUGUUUACGGCGGACUUUGAAAUACCCGAAUACCCACCUGACGGCCUGGAGCGAAUCUCAUGGUGGUUGCUGCAAGGCAUACGGUAUACCCAAGCACCCAAGAUGCCGACCUCGCCAACCACCGUCAACCACCAUGUCUCACCAGCCAGCGAGGUGCUGUUCCGCUACGUAUUUUCUGCUGGACCGGCAGCAAACUGACGACACAGAUGUUUUCAAAGCCCUUCUCCACGAGCGCCAGCGGAUGUAUGCAUGCGUAGGGAUCAUACCCGUAGGGGCACGCGGAGCAAAGGGCGGAAUUGGCGAUAUGUCUAUGAAGAAUUACUGGACGAUAACGACUGGACCACGUACGGGGGAUAACGACGACUCGGGCAGUGCAGUACUGGAGCACAAGAUCACUGGAGGAUACCUGGAUUGCAAAUGGGAACCGGCCCGGUUGAGCCUUGGAACGUGCGGUGUCCCUCGUGUGAUGUUUAACUGA
Neurospora hispaniola is the source of this 1350-nucleotide messenger RNA. RefSeq lists its product as uncharacterized. The record is from RefSeq and is a predicted model, not a curated record. The coding region runs from base 1 to 1350 and encodes 449 amino acids. NCBI's taxonomy places the organism in Eukaryota, Fungi, Ascomycota, Sordariomycetes, Sordariales, Sordariaceae. The transcript has 4 exons.